AUGUCUACCUCUCAUCUCUACACCAGCUGCAGCAACACCUCUCUUUCACGCGACGACAAUGUUGGGGUAUUGUUAUGUGCCUCCUGCGGCAUCGUUCAAACCUUCUAUCAAUAUGAAUCCUUCACUGGCGGCAUCAACGGUCCACAAGGCACCUUCGUCCACAUCGGAACCUCAGGUUCAGGUGACUUUUACUCUUACAAAGACAGAAAUUAUUAUCCGCUCGUAAUUCCAUUGAAGAAUUCACUAAUAGGUUAG
Molecule: messenger RNA, 255 nt
Organism: Lathyrus sativus (Indian pea)
Lineage: Eukaryota; Viridiplantae; Streptophyta; Magnoliopsida; Fabales; Fabaceae
Source: the annotation of a GenBank genome assembly